AUGAAAGUGGUAAAGAUCCUUCGUAUUCUCUCAAUAUCAUACCUCCUCGAGACAGCUUCAAACUCAUUGCAACAGCCGAAGAAUUCAACCCUCCUUUCCCUCAUUCCAUUUACCAGCACCGAGAAUCCGUGGACGACUCCACAAUCGCAACAAAUUGCUACCAAAAUACUCGAAAAACACAGUCUUUACGUUCAAUCCUCCAAAUUUUUAGUCGCUUACCUUCUUAUCUCUUUCAUUCGUCCCAUAUUUUCGGAGGCUGCCACUCCAAAUUCCAUCACUGCAUCUUCCCGAAAAGCAGCACCAUCAUCUGCACCACCUCGUCAUUUAGAUAUCCGCGAAUCUUCUCCUUCAAGACAGCCGUGGAGAUCAAAUAUUCCACACACUAUAACAGUCCUGCAAUGGAUUAUCCGAUCUAUCUCUCCGGAGAUCCUUCGCACGGAUGAAGUAUUUCCACAAUUGGUACCCGCCCUCCUCAUUCUUUUGGAUUCUCCCUCAAACUCAAUACGUAUUCAUACUCUCCGACUUCUCCCUACUUUGUUCUCGAAAAUGGGCGAAAAGCUCCUUAUAAAAACAGGACUAGGUGAAGUCUUCGAAGAUGCCAUCCACCCAGUUUUGUUAUUCCUACCUUCCAUAACGCCUGUUGAAGACACACUCAAAUUAUUACCAGCGGGAUACGAAGCACUUUAUGCAUUAUGUGAUGCCAAAUGGCCUGAAAAAGAAGACGAACAAGCCAGUACCGGUGCCAUAACCGUACCCACAAGCAGCCUUUUAGGCAAGACAACAAACACUCCGGAAUCAGCAAUUAGACUUCGCCUCGCCUUUCUUGACAAAACAAUCCGCCAUGGUAUCCUCCCUGCUUAUACCCACUGCCAAGAAAUACCCUCAGUAGUCGAAAUACUCAUGUCACAAAUCAGUAUCAUUAUCCCGAAGAUGAAGAUAUCUGGCGUGAAACAUCUUAAAAACAUUCUACCUAUUAUAUCAAACACCCUAAUCAACCCCUUCUUCCCAGACACAUCACCAUCGCUUACCAUAAAAACACUACAAACACUAAGAGAGAUAAUCCUCGUACUCUGGCCCCGCAUCAGCGUCAAAGAACAUCGACUACUUAUCCUACAGGCCUUGGGACUUCUCUACUGCAAUACUCGUUCAGAUUCCGUAGGGAGAUCCAAGGGUGAGAAAAUAGUAGAUGUAGAGGCAGGGGUGGAGACAGAGAUCAUGAAGGAACUUCAGGAAACGGGAAAAGUUUUCGUAGCAGCGGUUCAGAUGGGAGAUGAUGAGGCGAAAGAGGAUUUUAAGCUGGAAUUGGAUAUACUUGUUAAGACUGAGGGGGGAUUGGCUAGUAUUUUCCCUGUUUAG
Sclerotinia sclerotiorum 1980 UF-70 is the source of this 1356-nucleotide messenger RNA. RefSeq lists its product as hypothetical. The transcript is spliced from 3 exons. Bases 1 to 1356 code for a protein of 451 amino acids. Lineage: Eukaryota; Fungi; Ascomycota; Leotiomycetes; Helotiales; Sclerotiniaceae. Gene Ontology annotation, cellular component: centrosome; nucleoplasm; cytosol. The record is from RefSeq and is a predicted model, not a curated record.